This is a messenger RNA of Helianthus annuus (common sunflower), 784 nucleotides long. RefSeq lists its product as uncharacterized. The record is from RefSeq and is a predicted model, not a curated record. The transcript has 6 exons. Bases 78 to 668 code for a protein of 196 amino acids. Lineage: Eukaryota; Viridiplantae; Streptophyta; Magnoliopsida; Asterales; Asteraceae.
CCUUUUUCAGUUUUUGAGGCCCCCAAUUUUCCAAAACCCUUUUCAGUUUUCUCUCAAGAUUUUCGAGCAACGAUUGAAUGGAAGAAAAAGACGAGCUUACACAGAUUGAUAAGGUUGAAGAGGAUGAACAAGGUGUAUGCGAAGCGGAAAACGUAACAACAGAGGGAGUGGAGGAGGAGCGGUCAAAGAUGGAAGGAAUGGCAUCCAUAGCAUUGUUACCCGACGGGUCAAUUUCGGGUCAUUUUGUUCGUCUUCCUCAUUCUGUUUGUUACGGCAUUCAUGGCACUGAAUUAGCAUGUGAAAGGGAAUGCAGCAGGGGUGAGGAUUACCGGUUGGUCAAAUUAACGAUAAUCGACUUCAACAGCAAGAAAGAACAAGAUGUAGUGGUUGAAAGACGCGGUCAUGAUGCAGCACGGUUAUGUAACGUUGAUCAUGCUCAUGGAUGGGAGAAGGAUGUUGUCAAUUUGGUUGACCAGAAGCACCAGAAGAACAAGAUUGUGAUUUCGUUCGAGUGUGAAACGCUUAAGGCAGAUGAAGCAGCAGAAGAGCAUGUUAGACGGUUUAUGCCUAAAUUAACCGGUCUGGAUGCUGUCGUUAAUAUUGGGAAGAUGAGUAUCACUGGCUUGGAUUUCAACACAGUAGUGGGACCUACAGAGCAAAGUUCUUAAACUGAGGAUCCAAAUAACAUUUUCAAGCUAACAUCUGGUUGUAACUUUAAUCAUGUGAGAUUGUUAAUAAACUGAAUUGCAUGCUAUUGGUUACUAGUGUCAUGUCUUGGACUUGA